GGCUCCACCAGGAGCCUAAAAAGCUUCCCACAAAUUAGAAAGAGAUGUCCUUUCUGACCAGAGUCAAAGUUCCACUCGUGCCUGUUUAGCCCAGCUUCCCCAUUCGCUCAGGGGAAUCCACCCCUUUAGGGUUCCUCCCCUUGCCCUGCAGUUCUGGGAGGGGACAUCCCCUGCGAGGCCAAGGGUCACCACGGCAUCAUGGCUGAGUCUAGCAAGCCCAUCCUCUAUUCCUAUUUCCGAAGCUCCUGCUCGUGGAGAGUGCGAAUUGCUCUGGCCUUGAAGAACAUUGACCAUGAGACAGUAACCAUCAACCUCACCAAGGAUGGGGGGCAGCAGUUCUCCGAAGAAUUUCAGGCCGUGAAUCCCAUGAAGCAGGUGCCAGUCCUGAAGAUCGAUGGAAUCACCAUUGGCCAGUCACUGGCCAUCAUUGAGUACCUGGAGGAGACCCGGCCCACGCCACGACUCCUGCCUCAGGACCCAAAGAAGAGGGCCCACGUGCGCAUGAUUUCCGACCUCCUGGCCAGCGGCAUCCAGCCCCUGCAGAACCUGUCUAUGCUAAAGCAAGUGGGACAGGAGAAACAGCUGACCUGGGCCCAGCAGGUCAUCGGUUCUGGCUUUCAAGCCCUGGAGCAGAUCCUGCAGCACACAGCGGGGAAGUACUGUGUGGGAGAUGAGGUGACCAUGGCUGACCUGUGCUUAGCGCCUCAGGUGGCAAAUGCUGAGAGGUACAAGGUGGAUCUUAGUCCUUACUCUACCAUCAGCCGCAUCAACAAGUCACUGCUGGCCUUGGAGGCCUUCCAAGUGUCUCACCCCUGCCGGCAGCCAGAUACACCCCCUGAGCUGAGGGCCUAGGUCUCAAACUAUGCCCGACUGGUGCAGGGGCAGGAAGGGGGUGCAGGAACAGAAGCUGCGAGGGCUGAACAGGCGUGGAAGCGAGCGAGCCCUAACUGGAGAGAUGGAAGACGUGAACUCCUAGCCUUUGAACUUGAACUCUAGCCCUGGAUCUGCACCCCCACUGAACCUCUUUCUGCCUCAGCCCCUUCAUCUGUCACAGGCAGGCAGGGUGGGGUGGGAGGAUGCUGGGAGGGGCUAGGCAGGAACCUGCUGUCUGUGUCACGGGCAGUCAUGAAAAUAAAGUGAAAGUAGACUAAAAUGU
Hippopotamus amphibius kiboko is the source of this 1156-nucleotide messenger RNA. RefSeq names its product glutathione S-transferase zeta 1 (gene GSTZ1). NCBI's taxonomy places the organism in Eukaryota, Metazoa, Chordata, Mammalia, Artiodactyla, Hippopotamidae. The coding region runs from base 199 to 852 and encodes 217 amino acids. Gene Ontology annotation, cellular component: mitochondrion; cytoplasm. Gene Ontology annotation, biological process: glutathione metabolic process; L-phenylalanine catabolic process. The record is from RefSeq and is a predicted model, not a curated record. Gene Ontology annotation, molecular function: maleylacetoacetate isomerase activity; glutathione transferase activity. The transcript is spliced from 9 exons.